This is a messenger RNA of Linnemannia hyalina, 4062 nucleotides long. The record is from the annotation of a GenBank genome assembly. Lineage: Eukaryota; Fungi; Mortierellomycota; Mortierellomycetes; Mortierellales; Mortierellaceae.
AUGAUUCAAUCCAACCAUACUGCCUACUAUCGGGACGAGCGGUAUCACCACCAGAGCGAAGACCGGUCCCCCGUGGAUCAACACCAGGGCCAUGCUCUGAGCGCAAAGCAGAACCCCGCCUAUCGAGAUCCCCACUCUCACUCCGGCCCUCGCAGGCGCCAACACAGCUAUGCAGAGCAGCAGCAGCAGCAGCAGCAACAGCAACAGCAGCAGCAGCAGCAUCAUCAGCAUCAUGUACAGCAUCAGCAACAUCAACACCAGUCUCACCAACAGCAACUACAGCAACAGCAACAACAACAUCGCCAGCAGCAACCAUACCCCCCACAACCACACCAUUCUAUCCAAACAGCGGCAGCAGCAGUACGCCAACAUUCGGCUCUAGCCAAGAGCAUCGAGGACCAUCCUCACACUACCCCAACACAUCAUUAUGCCAUACCAGCCAUUCAACCCUCCGACCCAUCCUUUACGCAAAGGCCACACUCUCGGUCCUUUUCUGGCACGAAUCAACACUCACAAUAUUCACAUGCUCCCUCCCCACCGACACCAAUGCACCCUCAAGGAGGCCACCGUCUCCACCACAGUAUCUCUGCAGGCCAUCUCGUGCCAGCGGGUUAUCGGUCAGCACCUCUCGGUAAUAGCAUGCCCGAUCCCAUGGGUUCCAAACCCCGACCGCCAGCAGGUCCUGUAGCGCCUCCCAACAAUGUCAAGAAGAAGGACCCCUAUGCGACAGCGUGGCGGACGUAUUCCAAAAUUGCAGAGGAGCUGGAUCUGUUAAACCCGGAUGGUAGUUUAUACCCGAUCUCCAAGGAGGCGAUUUUGAAAUAUCUUCGCCAUCAAUCCAAACGUAUCAAGUCCAGCAACCUCCACUGGUAUGUCAACGGACUCAAGAAGCAUCAGGAAAAUCUUGGAUUCCCUUGGGACGAUAUCAGAUACGAUGACCAGGUCGUUGCUCUGCUCAAGGAGCUGACCCUUCAUCCGGUCACGAUCGUUCACGGUGGCAGCAACAAUAUCAAUAAUAAUGGAGCAAUCAACGGCAACAGCCGGACUGACAGAGCGGCAACAGCCUAUGGCCAAGUACAAGAUCGGCAGCGUGAGCGUCAAGUAAUCGGUGACAACACGAUCCUCCCUCCGCCUCAAAUCAGUCACUACCAUGCCCCGCCACCAACACCCAUCGACACGACAGCGAAGAUCACUGGCCUCUCAAUCUCACAGCCAAAGAUCCAGCCGCCUUCGCAGCCUUUCCCAGGAUCCUAUGGAUCAUCCGAGACUCUCAGGUCAUCAAGUGGAUACAACUACGAGGAGAGGCCGCCAGUGCAGAUGAAGCAGAACCAUUCGAACGGUGUCCAACGGACGCAAAUCUACUCUUCACCAACCACCAAGGCUGCCUCAUAUCAUUCGGCACCGAUCCAGCUGCCAUCAGGACACGGGAAAGGAGAAUCUCAUCAGUCGUUGCGUAACCAAGGACAGCAGUUUUCGCCCGUCAUCGCCAAAAGCCAGCAGAGUUCACCCAUGUCCAGUUCCGAGAUUCAAAUCGGCACACCAUUAUCGACAAGCACCCCCAGGCAUCAGGACUCAAAAGUAGAAAGGACAGGACAUCUGACAUCUCCAACUAGCCCUGGGGACGAGAUGGACGAGGAUUUUGAGGCGCCUGCAAGGAAUCAGAGCCAUGAGGACCAGGAUAACUACCAACCGGAGUAUAUGGAUGAAGAACCCUCCGAGCGCGCCGCCUUGAAGCGCUUUGCAUCCACAGGCACUCUGAGAAACCAAUCCAGAGCGUCUGCUGUCUCAGUACAUCCAUAUCCACGACCCAGCGACCAUAGACAGAGAGAUGACCAGUCCGCAACACUGUCGCCCAGGGCGCGUGAAAAUGACCCCAAUGGCGGCAGUCUUUUCUUCCCCGUCGGGAGUCCGGACACCGCAUCAUCAUCCUCAGCAUUUCAAAACCGGGUCUCUCCUCUUGGAUCCGCUGCUUCCAUAGGUUCCAACUCUCCCGCCAGUCGCAACGCAACCGGAGGUCCCAUUCCUUCCACUCCACGCCACAAGCGAACCAAUGGCGUGGUCUCGUCCCCCAUCUCGACUGUCGCUGCAGUCAUUGCUUCGGCUGCCACUGCUGCGGCUGCUGCAGCCGCUAUGCCUUCCUCACCAAUUGUCCCCGGCAAGCAGACGGUACAUUUCUCGGAGGUUGCCGAGGUUGCGCAGACAUUACAGACCAAGUAUGGCAACCAGUGCACGAGACAUCCUUGGGGGUGUGUUGAGAUAUCGGAGGACUUUCAUCUGGAGCUCACUAUCAAGAUGUACAUGGAUUGGGCCGGUCUUGUUGCGAGCCAACGGUUGUCGAUGGAUGAGCUGCCUGACCUCCCAGAGUUUAGAGUGACGGAUCGGAUAGGGCUAUCGUCCUCUCCCCCAAUGACAUUUGUCGGCGGUGGAACUCUGAAGCGCAUGGCCUCAACUCCAUCAACCAUUACCAUGAGCUCGUUCUCACAACACCGCACCACCACCAAUGCGAGCAUGAAGAGCGAGGAACUCUCCCCUUCCCUUGACAACCAUAACAGCCACAACAUCUCGCGAUCAAGUCGAUUCGGUAGCAGCAAUGGCGCCAUCCGGAAACAUCGAUCGCCUUCACGAUCGCCCAUCUACGGAUCCAGUCCCAAGGAAGGCUACCUCAUUGAGAGUCUCAUGAGUCGAAUCGGUAGCCCUCCUCCUACAACUUUCUUGCCCUCCCCUCCUGCUAUGCCUUUCCCUGUUAGAGAAGGGUCAGUAGUAGAGGGCAGCGACUUGAGUCCUAGUCUGAGGUAUCCUCCCCUCUCGUCCGGAGGAGGGGGAUUAGCCAAUUCUUCUACCACUAGAGUUCGGGCCCGCAGGAUGGCCAGCAGUCCAAGCUUAGGUCAGCGCCGCCCUUCUUCCUCCUCGUCCUCUUCACACUCUCAACAGGCCACCUCACCGCCUAGCAGCAGUCAUCUGAAACGCGGAAACAGCUACGGAAUGGUUAGUCCGCCCUCCCUCCCGUCGCGACCACAGUUCAUGCCGCCCAUUCCACCCGUCCCGCCUCUGCCCUCGUCAUUGAAGGUGCUGAGGUCAGCCUCUGGGAAGCAGUAUGUGCUAAAGAAUGGAGCUGGAGGAGCGCGUCGCCUGAAAGUAGUAGGAGGAGGGGAUGGUGGAGCAGAUGCAGAAGUUGCUGCAGCAGGACCAGAGUCUAUUCUAUCGAAUUCGACAGCCUCGUCAGAGGACAUGGAGCUCUCGGCCAACGAGGAUGAAGACGGCGAGACGAUGAUGAUGGUCAUGGACGAUGGGGAGGAUAAGGAAAAUGGCGCUGGGCAUAUUCAUCGAGUGAGGGAUUCGAGACCUCCAAGAGCUGCAAUGUCACCAGCAUUGGAUGAUUUCUCGUCCAGGAACUCUAUGCGCCAUUACGAGGACAAGGAGGAGGAUUUGAUAAUGGCCAGCAGCAGCAGAGAUGAAACAAGACAAGGAGACGUGGAAAAUGAGGAUGAGGAGGAAUAUGAUGAAAGAAGGGGUGAUAGUGAGGACUGUAGGGUUAACGGGAGGAUGAGAAGGAGAGAAGGACCUGUGGCUGCAGAUCAAUUGCUGGACAACAACAACAAUAGCGGGAGCAGCAGCACUAGCCGUUCAGACUACUUUCAGUCACGGCCCUCCCCUACCCCUGACAACAACAACAAAGACAACAACAACAACAAUGCUUGGCCAAGCAGAGUUCGGGUAGAGUUUGAUGAGGAUAUGGAGGCAGACAGCGACGUUGAGGAACAAGAACAGGCCGAGUGUAGGGAAAUGCACGGAUCGACGAUUCACCUCCCAAAUCAACACCAUCAACAACAGCAACAAUUUUCGCGUCGACACGAUAAUGAAACCCCUUAUGACCGUGGACAGGAGAAAGAGCAGGAUGAGCAAGGCCAGGCUGAGCCCGAGCGGAGGUCAUUGCAUUUCCAUGGCAUGUACCAGCAACAGCAAAAGCAGCAACCGGAACAGCAUAGUCGGCACCACAGUCGCGAUGAGGACAAGGUGGAAGAAAUCCGAAUGGAGUUCAAGAGCCUCCACUCAUCCUCCUAG